This is a messenger RNA of Fulvia fulva, 2598 nucleotides long. RefSeq names its product Kinesin-like protein klpA. Gene Ontology annotation, molecular function: microtubule binding; ATP binding; microtubule motor activity. Gene Ontology annotation, biological process: microtubule-based movement. Lineage: Eukaryota; Fungi; Ascomycota; Dothideomycetes; Mycosphaerellales; Mycosphaerellaceae. The coding region runs from base 1 to 2598 and encodes 865 amino acids. The transcript has 4 exons. The record is from RefSeq and is a predicted model, not a curated record.
AUGCUUACGAUGGAACGGCCUGUAUCACAAAUGGAGAACAUACGCCCAUCAGGUCUGAAGCCGCCAUCGAGGCUGCCCGCCUUGACCAGCGGCAGAACUCUGCAAGAAACGACUGCCAGCGACCUCAAUGCGAAGACUGCUGGGAGUCAUAUGCCACCGCCGUCAAGCAGCAUACCAUCCAAGCACAAGCCUAGCGGGCUACCGGAGCCGCCUACAAAGCGUAAGACACUUGCAGAGCGUGCUGCUGAGCCAGCGAAUCCACUACGAUCGCAUGCGUCUACCAAGAGCAUCAGCAGCACUUCAGGCUUCGGCACGCGACCGCCCUCCAACCUCUCGAGCCACCGAAACACAUCCAAUGCCUCGACUGCGAGCUCGAUCAGCAGCAUACGACCAGGCAGCAGACAUGCCACCGGAAUACGCCAAGGAGGAGCGACGCGGCCUGCGAGCACAGCACGAGCUCAGCCACCGCAGAGCGAUGAUCAGGAAUCAGAUGGAGAAGCAGGGAUCAUGGGUAUGCGCAAAGCUUGGGACCCCAUGCACCGCCUCGAUGGUCUCGAAAAGAUGUACUCUGGUCUUAAGGAGCAGAUGGGAGAGGCCGCUCAAGCGAAGAGUGCCAUCGAAGAGACAUUGGCCCUGUACAAGACACGAGUACAGGAGCUGUCCGACGAGAAUCGAGAGCUCACGUCCCAAACACGAUCCCUCACGAGCGAUCUCGAUCGAGCACGAAACGAACUUCACACGACGUCGACCGAUCUUCGUCAAGUACGACGAGACAACGAGCGCGAGCUGCAGGACUUGGCGAGAAAGCAAGAGAGAGAAGCUGACGAACUCCGGGCGAAGCACGAGAAGGAAGUGCAGAGGCUGGAGCGAGAGCGUGAAAAGCAGGCCGCUGAGUUCGAACGCAAGCUGGACGACGUAAGGAAGGCACUGGAGAAAGAGAAGGACAAGGAGACGGCAGAGCUUACGUCAAAGCACUGGGAUGAGAUGGAUGAGGUGAAGAAGGACCACGACCAGGAGCUGUCGAAAUUGCAGAAAGAAGUAGAAACGCUACGCGAGGCAGGCGAAAGCAGAGCGACGGAGUCUGCCACUGAAGUCCAAUUCAUGCGGGAGUCAAUCGUAGACCUGCAGCGCCAGCUUGACGAGAACAAAGCGACCACAGCGACCCUGCGGACGCGCAUCACGACAUACGAGAAUAAGAUCACCAUGCUCGAGCAGGAGAAGAAUCAGCUCAUCUCGAAGGCACACUUUCUGGAAGGCAACCAGGAAGCUCAAAGCCACGAGUUCACGACGAUGCGCGAGCAGAUGGAGAAAGCAAUAUCAGAAAAGGAAGCGACACUCGAGACUUUACGAAGAGAGGAAGCCCUUCGGCGAAACCUGAAUGCCACGAUACUGGAACUCAAAGGCAACAUUCGUGUCUUUGUCAGAUCUAGACCACUUCUCAAUGGCGAAACGGAUGCUGCCAAGGUGGAGUACCUGGGCGAGGACGAGCUUGAUGGCUGCAAGGAUAUGGUUGUCCAUGCUCCUGCAGCACUGACCGCCACUGGAAAAACUCGGAACGAGAAGCACAACUACUCCUUUGAUCGUGUGUUCCCGCCGGGUACCGAGAAUAUCAGCGUGUUUGACGAGUGCAAAGAGCUCAUUCAGUCAGUGGUCGAUGGCUACAAUGUCAGUGUCCUGUCCUAUGGUCAGACGGGCAGUGGAAAGACUUAUGGAAUGUCUGGACCGGAAGGCAUCAUUCCGUCUUCGAUACGCCUUCUGAUGUCCGAGAUGUUACGACUCAAGUUCAAGGGCUGGGACUAUGCUGUUGAAGCUUCGUUUGUGGAAGUCUACAACGAGACGCUCAACGAUCUGCUGGGCGACGCGAAGACUUGGGACGAUGCUGAUGAUCUUGGCGCAAGCGUGCGUGGCAAGAAAAAGGACAAACAUGAUAUCCAUCACGACACGGCUACUGGAAAGACAACAGUGACGAAUCUUACAGCGAUAGGGCUUUGGCCGCCACCUGCUGAUGCAGAUUGGCCUCCGGCUGCACAAAUCACUGGCAGCCCGUCUGCCAGCCCUAGAGCUUCAGGAAUCGAUGCAGCAGCACAAUACACCGAGAAAGCUGUCACGAAUCUCCUCGACACCGCCGCCAAGAAUCGAAGAGUGGCAGCGACAAAAGCCAACGAACGCAGUUCCCGAAGUCAUAGCGUCUUCAUCAUAACCCUCAAAGGUCGCUGCGAAGCUACCGGUGAGACAACCGAAGGUGUCCUGAACCUCGUCGACCUCGCAGGAAGCGAACGACUCAAACAAUCCGGCGCGGAAGGCAGCCGUAUGAAAGAGACGCAAGCCAUCAACAAAUCCCUCAGCUCCCUAGGAGACGUCAUUGCCGCGUUGGGCAACAAGAGCCAGAAUGGCGAUGCGCAUGUGCCGUACAGAAACAGCAAGUUGACGCAUUUGUUGCAGUACUCGCUGGGAGGCAGUACGGCGGGGAAGAGCUCGAGGACGUUGAUGUUGUUGCAUCUCAGUCCUUUGCAGACGCAUUGGCAGGAGAGUAGGAGUAGUUUGUUGUUUGGGAGUAAAGUGCAUGGUACUCAUAUUGGUACCGCGAAGAAGCGGUAG